Molecule: messenger RNA, 2288 nt
Organism: Morone saxatilis (striped sea-bass)
Lineage: Eukaryota; Metazoa; Chordata; Actinopteri; Moronidae
Gene: pdgfab
Product: platelet-derived growth factor alpha polypeptide b
Exons: 6
Coding region: 601-1227 (208 amino acids)
Biological process (GO): positive regulation of cell migration; positive regulation of ERK1 and ERK2 cascade; positive regulation of MAP kinase activity
Cellular component (GO): membrane
Molecular function (GO): growth factor activity; platelet-derived growth factor receptor binding
Source: RefSeq, a predicted model, not a curated record
CGCUCUGACUCCAUUCACUUCAGAGUCCUACACAGCCAAGGACCUGUGCAGACUGCUGCAAGACAGGCUCUGGAUAGCACAGCACGGACAGCUUUCUCCCUUGUGAUUUCCCCGGAGGAUCUGCUCGUUUGGAUUAUAUUCUUUUAGGACUAUUAAAUACUAUCAUAGAAAAAUAGCCGUGCGUCUUAAUCCUGUCUCAUUCGAGCAGCUGCGUUUCUUGAUUUACAUAUCAGUAAAGUGGGCUGAAGUUUGAAGCCUAUUUGUUUAAGAGGGUGAAGGACAAGUGCAAUGCGCGUCAGACUUGUCUCUUGGGAUUGUUCCACUUGCGCCUGAGGAGCUAUGCCGAACUGCCGCACAGAGCUUGUUCAAGAGGACGUAGUCCAAUGUGAAUAACGAGAGUCAACUUCCAGCCUCUUCAGCUUUUCACAGUCACAAGCAAGUGCAGCACGGAGUCUGACAGAGCCCGCUGAGCAGCUCUGACACCCCCUGUUUCUCUCCCCGAGGGGAUGGUUGUGGAUCCUGUGGGGCCAGGAGCGAUUCCGCGGCUCCUACAGAAUAGCAUCUGUUUCUUUUUCUUGGUUAAAUCUAAAUUAAAGGGAGAUGAGAGCCGCACUUUGUUACUUCCUGCUGUGGACGACGUACCUGCUGCUGGCCACCUCUGAGGAAGUGGAGUUUCCCCAGGAGCUGAUAGACAGACUGUCCCACAGUGAAAUCCACAGCAUCAGCGACCUCCAGCGGCUACUGGACAUUGACUCCGUAGGUACGGGAAACGAUGUUAUUGAGGAGCCCAAGCACCACAAGCACCACAACCACCAUAAGAACUACUCCCGUCAUCCUGGUUACUACAAUGACCUGAAGAGCUCCCAGCUCCACAGCCGACGCAAGAGGAGCAUCGUAGAGGAGGCGGUCCCGGCGGUGUGUAAGACGCGGACGGUGAUCUACGAGAUCCCCAGGAGCCAGGUGGAUCCCACGUCUGCCAAUUUCCUGAUAUGGCCGCCCUGUGUGGAGGUGAAGCGCUGCACGGGCUGCUGCAACACAAGCAACAUGCGCUGUCACCCUUCCCGCAAGCACCACCGCACCGUUAAGGUAGCAAAGGUGGAGUACGUGAGGAGGAAACCCAAGCUGAAAGAGGUCUUUGUGCGGUUAGAAGACCACCUGGAGUGUGUGUGCACGUCACAGCAUCAUGUGGUCGAGCACUCAGACGCAGAAACAGUGGACGUGAGGUGAGACCAAUCAGAACAAGGGACUUCAGCGUGGGAGGGACCUAAAUAGAGAAUUCCACCAACAGGAGACCUGCUCUGUCCUCUUCCCCACUGCCAUGCAACCUUCGUUAAAAAAAAAUCUAACUUUUCUGUAAAGACGACAGACUGAAACAAGAGACAAAAAUAAAUAAGAUGCCAAAGGUGCUUUUUCUCAAAAAACAGUAACCAGUGAUGAUGACUUCCUCUGUGGUACGCCCCCUACCCAGACAACUGAACCCUGAAUAAGCAGAAAAGAGCAUCUUUCUCCGUAGAGCUCGGACAGGGCAGAAAGAGGCCGAAGGGAGAUGAUGAAAGGGAUUUGUGUUGAACAUUUUGACAGAUUUUGUUUGAACAAGAUGUACAACAGAAACGGCUAUGGAACAGUUGGAUCAAGCUUUCGUGGGAAUCUGGUGCUCAGAGUCCAAAACAGCGGUGGACGACCUCCAGCUGGGAAACAUGAAAGCGCUGUGCCCUGUUUAAAUGACUCUUGCAAACACAGGAAGGAAGAAAGAAAGAUAUAGGAAAAACAAUGGAAAGAGAGAAAGAGAGAGAGAAAUGGAGGUGUUUUUUUACCCCCAUAAGACUCUCUAUGGAGUAUCAAACAUUUUGAGUUUUGGGAUGUUUGCUCUGAUAAAGAGGAAAUCUUCUGUGAGACCCUUGGUGGUCUGUGACUUUGCCCACUUGCUAUGUACAGUUAAAUUUGAGAAGGAAGAUGCGCCGCUACUUAGAAACUAUUUAUACGUGUGGACGUUUGCUUUCUGUCUCUUCCAGUACAAAAGAAAGAACAAAAAAGAUGUUUUGAUGAUUUUGGAGAAAUGCAAGAGUUCUGUGUGGUCCGGUUUCUUGUAACCAUCAGUAUCACAAUCUCAAUGUCAUUUUUUUAGUCAAUGUUAUUCUUGUCAUCCAUGUUUCUUAUUAUAUUACAGUAUAUCUGAAUGAUGUCAAGUCUUGUAUAUGGUUUGGAUAUAUGUGUGCAAGGAGGAGAUGUGAGAGUCAGUACAGGAAGAUGCUUUAUUUUUGUUAUGAAAUAUAUUAAGCUUACUUAUA